AUGACAGCUAGUCAUAUAUUCCCCUAUAAACAUGGGCAGGCGACUAUGGAUGCGAUUUUUGGAAGGGUCCGGCCGGCCGAGCUUUUCUCUUCGAGGAAUGGGUUAAUGCUGAACUCAAUUAUUGAGAAGCAUUUCGAUUCCGGGGUCAUGGUGAUCGUCCCUAGUCUCCCGGAAAGACCCACCGACACCAUGCUAUCGAAGUGGGUAGGGCAAGAGGUCCGCGAGUACAAACUGCGGAUCAUUGAUAACACAUGGCAACACCUAGAUAGAGUUAUCAAUAAGGAUGGCCUCACCUGGAGGAAGCUGGAUAACCGAGUCUUGCAGUUUAGGGGAAAUUACCGGCCCGCAGCACGCUACUCAUAUUUUCACUACUGCGUGCAGGUCUUAAGACGCGCAUGGAAACUUGGCCCUGGCCAAAAAACUGUAUUCCAUCUCACUGACGAGUUUGGAAAGCCCUUUUGGGGCACACCAGGGCGUUACAUUGCCAAGAAUAUGCUGAGGGCAUUGAUUGAAGAAUUAGGGCACGAAUAUGAUAACCUGCUAGAGGGCGCAACUCUGUUAAGCAGAGGUGAUGACGACCUACUCCUUAAUACAGCCGUGGCUCAAAUUGCUCCUAUUGAGGAGGCAGAUGUUGAAGAUACGGAUGAAGAGGAUUUCGAUGAUUACGACUAG
Messenger RNA from Aspergillus oryzae RIB40, 672 nucleotides. RefSeq names its product HNH endonuclease signature motif containing protein. The coding region runs from base 1 to 672 and encodes 223 amino acids. The transcript has a single exon. The record is from RefSeq and is a predicted model, not a curated record. NCBI's taxonomy places the organism in Eukaryota, Fungi, Ascomycota, Eurotiomycetes, Eurotiales, Aspergillaceae.